UGCUGCAGUAUCACGUGCAAUCGCGCCGGGUGCAGGAUGGCGGCGGCGGCCGCGGCGGCAGCAGCGCUGGGUGUCAGGCUCCGGGACUGCUGCAGCCGGGGCGCCGUGCUCCUGCUCUUCUUCUCCCUGUCACCUCGGCCCCCAACCGCUGCUGCCUGGCUGCUGGGUCUGCGGCCCGAAGACACAGCUGGAGGCCGUGUAUCCCUGGAGGGGGGCACCCUGCGCGCGGCCGAAGGCACCAGCUUCCUCCUGCGGGUCUACUUCCAGCCUGGGCCGGCGGUCCCCUCCGCGCCUGUGCCUGCACCCUCCCUGGCCCCGGGGGAGAACGGCACAGGCGAUUGGGCCCCGCGGCUCGUGUUCAUCGAGGAACCCCCCGGUGCGAGCGGCGUGGCGCCCAGCGCGGUCCCCACGCGUCCCCCGGGACCACAGCGCUGCCGCGAGCAGAGCGACUGGGCGUCGGAUGUGGAGGUCCUGGGGCCCUUGCGCCCCGGGGGCGUGGCGGGCUCGGCCCUGGUCCAGGUGCGGGUGCGGGAGCUGCGUAAGGGCGAGGCGGAGCGCGGUGGCGCGGGCGGCGGCGGGAAGCUCUUUUCGCUGUGCGCCUGGGACGGGCGCGCUUGGCACCACCACGGCGCCGCCGGCGGCUUCCUGCUGCGCGUCCGCCCGCGGCUCUACGGCCCGGGUGGGGACCUGCUGCCGCCCGCGUGGCUGCGAGCGCUCGGGGCGCUCCUGCUGCUGGCCCUGUCCGCCCUGUUCAGCGGCCUGCGCCUGAGCCUGCUCUCGCUGGACCCGGUGGAGUUACGGGUGCUGCGGAACAGUGGCUCGGCCGCCGAGCAGGAGCAGGCGCGCCGCGUGCAGGCCGUGCGCGGCAGGGGGACCCAUCUGCUCUGCACCCUGCUCCUGGGCCAAGCCGGUGCCAAUGCCGCGCUGGCCGGCUGGCUGUAUGCCUCGCUGCCGCCGGGCGUCGGGGGUACCGGGGAGGACUAUGGCGAGGCGGGGGUUCACUUCCCGUGGCUGCCAGCGCUCGUGUGCACCGGCGCGGUGUUCCUGGGAGCCGAGAUCUGUCCCUACUCGGUGUGUUCACGGCAUGGGUUGGCCAUCGCCUCGCACAGUGUGUGCCUGACCCGGCUCCUCAUGGCUGCUGCUUUUCCGGUGUGCUACCCGCUGGGCCGCCUCUUGGACUGGGCGCUACGCCAGGAGAUCAGCACCUUCUACACUAGGGAGAAACUGCUGGAGACUCUGCGGGCCGCUGACCCUUACAGCGACCUGGUGAAGGAAGAGCUCAACAUUAUCCAGGGCGCCCUGGAGCUGCGCACUAAGGUGGUAGAGGAAGUGCUGACCCCCCUUGGGGACUGCUUCAUGCUGCGCUCCGACGCUGUGCUUGACUUCGCCACAGUAUCCGAGAUCCUCCGCAGUGGCUACACUCGCAUCCCUGUGUAUGAGGGCGACCAGAGGCACAAUAUUGUGGACAUUCUGUUCGUUAAAGACUUGGCCUUUGUGGACCCGGACGACUGUACCCCGCUGCUCACAGUCACCCGCUUCUACAACCGGCCCCUACACUGCGUCUUCAAUGAUACCCGGCUGGACACGGUGCUGGAGGAGUUUAAGAAGGGAAAGUCUCACCUGGCCAUUGUCCAGAGAGUGAACAAUGAAGGCGAAGGGGACCCUUUCUAUGAGGUGAUGGGCAUUGUCACCCUGGAGGACAUCAUAGAAGAGAUCAUCAAGUCAGAGAUCCUGGAUGAAACUGACCUCUAUACUGACAAUCGGAAAAAGCAGAGGGUCCCACACCGGGAGCGGAGGCGGCAUGACUUCUCUCUGUUCAAGCUCUCGGACUCAGAGAUCAGAGUGAAGAUCUCGCCACAGCUAUUGCUCGCCACACACCGCUUCAUGGCCACAGAAGUGGAGCCCUUUAAGUCUCUCUACCUUUCGGAGAAGAUCCUGCUCCGGCUACUGAAGCAUCCCAAUGUGAUCCAGGAGCUGAAGUUUGACGAGAGAAAUAAGAAAGCCCCAGAACAUUACCUCUACCAGCGCAGCCGCCCCGUGGACUAUUUUGUGUUGCUUUUACAGGGUAAAGUGGAAGUGGAGGUUGGCAAGGAAGGCCUUCGCUUUGAGAAUGGAGCCUUUACCUACUACGGUGUUCCUGCCAUCAUGACCUCGGCUUGCUCAGAUAAUGACGUGCGGAAGGUUGGAAGUCUGGCCGGAUCCUCUGUCUUUCUGCCCGUCUCUGUGUCUCGUACCUUCGCCUUCAGCAGAGGGGACUCUCUGGCAGGCUCCCCAGUAAACCGGUCCCCUUCUCGCUGCAGCGGCUUGAAUCGCUCCGAGUCUCCGAACCGAGAGCGCAGUGACUUUGGCGGGAGCAACACACAGCUGUAUAGCAGCAGCAACAACCUCUACACACCUGACUACUCGGUGCACAUCCUCAGCGAUGUGCAGUUUGUGAAGAUCACACGACAGCAGUACCAGAAUGCACUCACAGCCUGCCACAUGGACAGCUCACCCCAGUCCCCAGACAUGGAGGCUUUCACUGAUGGGGACUCCACCAAGGCUCCUACGACCCGGGGCACGCCCCAGACUCCAAAGGAUGACCCAGUCCUCGCUCUCCUGAGCAACAGGACCAGCUUGCCGUGCAGCCGCUCAGAUGGUCUGAGAAGCCCCGGGGAGGUCGUGUACCUGAGGAUGGAGGAGAUGGCCUUCCCCCAGGAAGAAAUGGCCGACUUUGAGGAGAACAAGACACAACAGCUCUCACUGUCCCCUGCAGCUGUUCCCACAACAGCAGAGACCGAAUGCUGUAACAUCCACCUGGAGCCAGAGGCCAGCCCCAGCAGCAGCGACUGUGAGGAAACCAUGGGCAAGAAGCUGCUAAGAACCUUGAGUGGUCGGAAAAGGAAGAGGUCAGCAGAUGGAGAGAAAGCCUCUGAGGAAAACUCCAAUUUAACACCUCUGAUCACCUGAUGAGGGGAAGACCUCACUGGCCGUGUGUGAAAAUCCAAGGCUUUGGGGAAGACCCACCCUCCCAUCACCCGCUUCCCCCGAGGCCUCCCACGGUGACAGAACAUCCUGCCCUCCACCUCACACCCCUCUCGGUCAGUCUGACAAGUUUUCCCAGUUGUCUCCAAUUUGACACAGAAGGAGAUGCCUGUGAUGGAAGAGGCUAGAAGUGGUCUUGUCCAUAGCACAGUCCAGGACCGGCAGGGAGAUGACCCCAAGCUGGCAAUGCCUCUCUGAGGCUCCCAGGAUAUUCUUUGUUCUUUGGUGUCCCUGGACCAUAGGAGACCCAUGUCCUGGAAUUGACCAUUCUUUCUUCCAGAACAAAAUAACCCUUUCUGCCAUAGUUCAUGCUUAGGAUUAACUCUGGAGGUGAUGCGGGGAGAGAGGUAUAUUCGAGCGGAGCAGGUGUGAAGGUCAGUUCCAGGGAUGGACAAGGAUUCUUCUACCAGAACUUCAGAGUAUGGGACUCACUGCCAGUGACUGGAUUCUCUCUGAAGCCUGGGGAAGGGCAACAAAGGCUUGAGCCACCACAUCUCCCCAGGACAUGUCAGCUUGGGCUUCCAAUAACUAAUCUCUCAAUAAGCCAGCUUCAGAAAAGAAGAAUCAGGGAGCACAGAGACCAAGUUGUGAGCCAGACAUGGAACUUCAGGUUUUAAGUGAAAAUCAAAGCAGGAAAAAAAACUUACAUGAAAAAAAAAAAAAAAAAAAAAAAAAAAAAAAAAAAAAAAAAAAAAAAAAAAAAACUUGUAAGUUGUUACAGUGACUUUAGCCAUGAUAAACCAAAGAGUGCCCAGGUCAGCCAGGAAGGAUGCCCCGUGCUGUCACGGGACUUCAGUGUGCUUGACACAAGAAUGUUGAAUGCUCACUUUUAUUUUUCACAUACUUCCCACUUACUAUAUCCCUUGCUGGUCAGCUAAGUAUCCCGAAAACCUACCUGAUCCCAGGGUUCUAGUCCUGGGUGUUGAGGCAGAUGCAAUUCCAGUCAUAACCACAAGAUGGCAGAAUGACCACGCGUAUCUACUGAGACUGUAGGUAUAGGGAAACAGCCAGUCUGAGGAAAAAUGUAAAUCGAGUUUGAAUUUGAAUUUGAGUUUCUGAUUUAUUUCUCACCCUUUGCACACCUCCAGUCAGUACCCAGAGAUGCAGUUCUGCCUGCUGCGUCUCCACACCUUUCCCAAGCCACCUUUUCCUCCCCUCCAUUUGGUCACAGGCAGAUGGACAGUUGCUAAUUCCUCUAUGUUAUUUGUGUCUCAAAGGAAAAUGCUCGCCCACAGGAACUUUAUUUAACUCAGGGUUGUUAACCUGGGGCCACUACCCCAGGGGAGUCUGUAGUUUGACUUUAGAGGGCCUAUGACGCCCUUGAAACCGUCAGAACUUAGUGUGUUUGUGUGUUCCAGAGACUUGAAGCUUUCCUACCAGUCUCAAAGUUCCCAGACCCACAAAGGCUUUUAGUAGUUUUAAACAGGGGAACUUUCAGCCCAGUGUUUCUGCAAUGCAGAGUGAAUAUUGGACACUUUGAGAAUGGUGUUUAAUUAUAAGUGGUCAGGCAUUCUUGUCAAUGGGGGAAGGUUGGUACUCACCAAGACAGGGUCCUCAGAAAUCCUUGGCACACCUCACAGUAUGGUACAGCCUACAUCCCAAAUAAAACACUUGCCCACUGUCUACCAAACCACAGCUGAUAUUGCCAAGAGGGCCACAGCCCCUGGGAGGGAAGAUUGGAGCCAGCGAUGUCUCUUCUGUGUGUGUCACUGACUUCACACGCCACUCGCUUAGCCUGGCUGGCCUGAAGCUCAGCCAUGCAUGUGUUCUAGCUAACUCCACAGCCACCACCCCUGCCUGCUCCUCCCUGGUCAGUAACUCCACAGCCACCACCCCUACCUGCUCCUCCCUGGUCAGAACAGAUCAUGCCGGCACUAAGUGCUGGGGGUCUCGGACCUAGGCCAAUAAGUGAAGAGUUUUGAACAAGAAUUUGCAAGGGAGCCUGCUGGACAAAAGCCGCUCCCUCUCUAUCCAUUAGGCCCUGACGCCCGGCCACUGCUAUUGCAAUACCCCUCCCCCCACUGCAGAACCUCUAAGGAGCUGUCACCACCCCUUUCCCUAUCUCCCACACCCCCAGAUUUUCUUCAGGUUAAGAUAAAUUUUAAAAAAAAAAGAUUUUAAAAUAAAGUAUUUAUGAAGGCUCAAUAAAUUGUAAAUAAUUUUUAAAUAAAAUGAAAAUGUGUUUCCUGGA
Messenger RNA from Chionomys nivalis (European snow vole), 5215 nucleotides. RefSeq names its product cyclin and CBS domain divalent metal cation transport mediator 1 (gene Cnnm1). The coding region runs from base 37 to 2949 and encodes 970 amino acids. Gene Ontology annotation, molecular function: transmembrane transporter activity. The record is from RefSeq and is a predicted model, not a curated record. Gene Ontology annotation, cellular component: plasma membrane. Gene Ontology annotation, biological process: transport; magnesium ion homeostasis. The transcript has 12 exons. NCBI's taxonomy places the organism in Eukaryota, Metazoa, Chordata, Mammalia, Rodentia, Cricetidae.